CUUACAUUACCCACAUAACCUUGUUAAUUACUCGCAUUUCAUCAACAUAUAUACAACUAAUUAUAUAUAUUUCCUAGCCCAGACAUAUAUAUAUAUAUAUAUUGAACUGCCUGGAAAUGGGCAACGCCGAUUAUACGUAUCCAUGGUCCAACGAUUACAACUCGCACGCCGCCGCGAGCCACCGCGUGGCCAUCCCUCCGCCGCAGCCGUUCGUGAAGUCGCUGAAGAACACGCUGAAGGAGACGUUCUUCCCGGACGACCCACUCCGGCAAUUCAAGAACCAGUCGCCGAGGAAGAAGCUCGUACUCGGGUUGCAGUACCUUUUUCCCAUCCUGGAGUGGGGCCCUCGUUACACGCUGCAGUUCUUUAAAGCCGACCUCAUUGCCGGGAUCACCAUAGCCAGCUUGGCCAUCCCACAGGGGAUUAGUUAUGCCAAGCUCGCAAACUUGCCGCCAAUUCUUGGCCUUUAUUCGAGCUUUGUUCCUCCGUUGGUUUACGCCUUGAUGGGGAGCUCGAGAGAUUUGGCAGUGGGGACGGUGGCGGUUGGAUCGUUGCUGACGGGUUCCAUGUUAGGCCAGGUGGUGAAUGCGAACGACGACCCUAAACUCUAUCUCCAUCUGGCUUUCACGGCUACACUCUUUGCGGGGCUUUUCGAAGCUGCGUUGGGUAUUUUCAGGCUAGGGUUUAUCGUGGAUUUUCUGUCGCAUGCAACGAUAGUAGGGUUCAUGGGGGGAGCAGCUACGGUGGUGUGCCUCCAACAGCUCAAAGGCAUAUUUGGACUUGACCAUUUUACCCAUGCAACUGAUAUGAUAUUAUUUAUGCGUUCUGUUUUCACUCAAAUUCAUCAGUGGAGAUGGGAGAGUGCUGUGCUGGGAUGUGUUUUCCUUUUCUACCUCCUGCUCGCCAGAUACUUUAGCAAAAAGAAGGCAAAGCUGUUCUGGAUAUCAGCAAUGGCGCCAUUGACAUCAGUGAUACUGGGAAGUCUUCUGGUUUACUUCACACAUGCUGAAAAGCAUGGUGUCCAAGUGAUCGGAGAGCUAAAGAAAGGGAUAAAUCCAGCAUCAAUAAUGGAUCUCAACUUUGAUUCGCGCUAUCUGACAGCAGCAAUCAAAACUGGCAUUGUCACCGGCAUUAUUGCUCUGGCUGAAGGAAUAGCUGUAGGCAGAAGCUUUGCGAUGUUCAAGAAUUACCACAUUGAUGGCAACAAAGAGAUGAUCGCUUUUGGAAUGAUGAACAUUGCUGGUUCUUGCACUUCUUGUUACCUCACUGCAGGGCCAUUUUCGCGAUCAGCGGUGAACUUCAACGCAGGGUGCAAAACGGCAGUUUCUAACAUAGUGAUGGCAUUUGCAGUGAUGAUAACGUUGUUGUUUCUAACUCCAUUGUUUUAUUACACGCCCCUCGUGGUGCUCUCCUCCAUCAUUAUAGCUGCGAUGCUCAGCCUCAUAGACUAUGAAGCAGCCAUCCAUCUCUGGCACGUCGACAAAUUCGACUUUGUCGUCUGCAUGAGUGCCUACAUCGGCGUCGUCUUUGCCAACAUCGAAGUUGGCCUAGUCUUGGCGAUCGGAUUAUCUAUUAUGAGGGUACUACUCUUUGUUGCAAGGCCAAGGACACUGGUUCUUGGCAACAUCCCUGACUCCAAGGUUUACAGAAGCGUUGAUCAGUAUCAGAACGCGAACAAUGUUCCUGGACUUCUGAUUCUUGAGAUUGACGCUCCCAUUUACUUUGCUAAUUCAAACUACUUGAGAGAAAGGAUCUCAAGAUGGAUUGAUGAUGAGGAAGACAAGUUAAAAGCAUCAGGAGACACGGGUCUGCAGUAUGUUAUACUUGACAUGAGCGCGGUUGGAAACAUUGAUACAAGUGGGAUCAGCAUGCUUGACGAGGUUAAGAAGAUCGUUGACCGAAGAGGGUUUAAGCUAGCGUUGGCCAAUCCGGGUGCUGAGGUGAUGAAGAAGCUAAACAAGUCGAAGUUCCUAGAAACACUCGGCCAAGAAUGGCUCUUUUUGACAGUGGGAGAGGCUGUCGGAGCAUGCAACUACAUGCUUCAUUCUUGCAAGCCAAAGAGCACGGCUGACGAUCAAUCAGAAAAGUAUUCGAACAACAUUGUUUGAGCUAUAUAUAUAUUUAGGCAGUUACCAUUAGAGUGUUUACGGCAUUCGUGCAUGUACUAUAUAUUUAUUACAGCGAGUCGAUGGGGUCAUGAGACUAAAAGCUCGGAGGUAACUAUUAACAUACCUAGCUCCAAAGUCCAAAAUAAUAUAACUACGUAGAAUUAAUGUUUGGUACUUGCGUAUUUUUGUGUAUCCUCUGGCUUCAAAAGUCAACAAGAAAAAUGGAUUGCUUCAUCAUUUGAACAUUCGGGUUUGUUAUAGCAAUUAGCUUUUGUUAUUGCUCCACA
This is a messenger RNA of Sesamum indicum (sesame), 2395 nucleotides long. RefSeq names its product sulfate transporter 3.1. Gene Ontology annotation, biological process: sulfate transmembrane transport. Gene Ontology annotation, molecular function: secondary active sulfate transmembrane transporter activity. Gene Ontology annotation, cellular component: membrane. The record is from RefSeq and is a predicted model, not a curated record. NCBI's taxonomy places the organism in Eukaryota, Viridiplantae, Streptophyta, Magnoliopsida, Lamiales, Pedaliaceae.